Solea senegalensis (Senegalese sole) is the source of this 1468-nucleotide messenger RNA. RefSeq lists its product as uncharacterized. The record is from RefSeq and is a predicted model, not a curated record. NCBI's taxonomy places the organism in Eukaryota, Metazoa, Chordata, Actinopteri, Pleuronectiformes, Soleidae. The transcript has 3 exons. Bases 153 to 1100 code for a protein of 315 amino acids.
AAAUAAGACUUUACUUCGGCGACUUGGCUUCAUUCAAGAUGGUGGAAAUCUGUACUUCCUGCAGUCAAAGCUUAUGAUAUAACUUCCCCGUGUUUAAGGAAAAGGACAACUUUUUAUUUUUUGGGGAAUUUCGGCCUGAAUUAGUAACCACCAUGAUGCAUUUCUCCAUCUUAACAAAAGGAGCUACUUUCCACAGAACAACCAUCACACCGUCACUAUUUGGUUGUCCUCUGUGUCCAAGGUUCAGGACGACAAAGGACAAGGCGAGUAAGAGGCAUGUGAAUCGACACAUUGAAAUGGGAGUGCAAGUCCAGGAUACGUUAAUCUGCAGAUGCAACAUGCCAUGCCGGGACAGGGGUCAUUACCACUGCUUGUAUUGUGCCAUAACAAUCUUACGCAAAGAAGACCUAUAUUCACAUCUGUCUAGAUGUCAAAAUUCACCUCCACCACCAGCUAACCUCAGCUCAGCUUUACUAUCCUCAUUGUCCUUGCCUCCUAGUCACUUCCUUCUUUCGGAGCCCCUCAAAGAUUCUGUUGCACCUGUAGUAAGUGUAGAGCAUUCAAACACCCUUCCGCCAUCCGUGACAUCAGUGAGUGUACAGCCUUUUUACGCACACUCUUCCACACCAUCACCCCAGUUGCUCACGUUGUCAGAAAAAUCUUUUCAGUUACCCACAGGCAAACCGUCGGAGCCUCCACCCAAGGAAGCAGUCGACCUGGGCUAUUCACUCAAUUACGGUAUCAACACUGCUACUGAGGAAAUACUCAAACAUGAGGUCCUUGAGGAAUUGUUGGAGUGCAAGUUUUUCACCAAGUCCACAGUGGCAGUUUGCAAAAAGAGGCAAAAAGAAGCAGAGGAAGCUCAUGCAGCUUUGUGUGUGUUGGUGGAACACGAUGGUUCUCAAGACCAGAUUUGUCUCUCUGUGCACGAGCCCACAAUAUCUCACUUCUGCAGUUUAGGCAGGGUUGUAGUGACGUAUGACAAUAAAAAACACACAUGGCAUUGCCCCUGCGUAAAGGUAAAUACAUCCUGCCCACACAAGGACAUUGCAAAAUGGCACCUUUUACAAACCCAGAAAAAACUUUUUACGUGGCUGUAGUUUGCGCCAACUACCAGAGCAACGGAUAUUCACAGACGGCACCUGUAACCAGGAAUCUAUUGGAUGAUUCGAGCUGUCAGUCAUGCUGGUGCCCACUCGUAUGUGCUGUGUGUAACUGUCUAUUUCUAAAUGGGGCACAAAAUGUACAUAUUUUAUGGAAGGAGACCAUUAACUCCUCAGGAAAAUGUUUACUGAUGUUGUAAAUAAAGUUAUUUUUGCAACUGUUUUAGUCACCCCGUGGUGGCUAUUCUUUAAAUUGUUACUCCCUGCUUGGCCUCAACCAGAAUAUCUUAAAACUGUCCAUUUUUCUAUAUGAUCUAUGAACUUUACUUGAUAUUGUUUUGUAAUAAACCUGAAAGUGAAGGUUA